Messenger RNA from Stylophora pistillata, 4139 nucleotides. RefSeq names its product transient receptor potential cation channel subfamily A member 1 homolog. NCBI's taxonomy places the organism in Eukaryota, Metazoa, Cnidaria, Anthozoa, Scleractinia, Pocilloporidae. Gene Ontology annotation, cellular component: transmembrane transporter complex; membrane. Gene Ontology annotation, biological process: monoatomic ion transmembrane transport. Gene Ontology annotation, molecular function: monoatomic ion channel activity; protein binding. The record is from RefSeq and is a predicted model, not a curated record.
UCUCCCGACCUACCAAAACCAUUUGCUAGUUUGUUUGUUUCGAGUACUCAUUUGUGACUCGAGAAUCACACAAUACCAUUCAUGUAUAGGGGGAGUUCCUCACGGACCUGGUUUUUCAGGUGUGUACCGAUAUAAGGUAGGUCAUGGGGUAAUAGAUCUGAAAUGUGUUACUGAGAUCAUAGCUAUCAUAGAGGGCUGACAAUUUGAUCGCUCACUAGUUGGAAAGCUGUUUCCGAAACAAAUUCUUUUCUGGUUCUUUUCUGGCUCUCUUUUGCGAAAAGUGUGUUCAGUAAUCGAUAUUCCGAGAAACAAAAACCUAAUUUUGUGUAGGUUGGAUUUUCUAUCGUCUAAGAGGAUUCCAAAUGUACACAAAUGUAAUAUAUAGGGGAAACCUAGGAUUAUCAGAGUCCCUGUGACAUGCGCCACACACACACACACACACACCCGAAAAAGUCAAUAUAACCCUAUGAGAAAUAUCAUGAUAUCACUUUCUUCAAGAAAUACCUUGUCGGUUAUCAUGAACAAGUUUCUUGCUUUACGAAACGCAAAGGAUUACAUAUUAAAUUAACAUUAAUGUACAAAAAAAUUGUUAAUUGUUUGUUUCUUUUGGCAAAGCUUCCAGGACACUGUCCUCUGUAAGCGACUAUAUUAAUAUAAGAAACAGAUAUGGGGAAACAGCCUUCCAUAUUGCGUGCAUGAGAGGAAAAGUGAAUGCAGCUGAACUUUUUCUACUUCACGGGGCAGACCCUGAUUCGCAUAGUUGGUCGGACAACACGUCACCACUUCAUUACGCAGCCAAAUACGGCUUUGUAGAGUUGGUGGAACUUCUCAUCUUGUACGGAGCAGCCGUUGACUCAAGGGAUAGCAAUUUAAGGACACCAUUGCACAGCGCUGCUACAUUUAAUCACGUACGAAUAGUCGACCUACUUGUGGAGAAUGGAGCAGAUCUAGAGGCCAAAGACCAGUUAUCGAUGACUCCUUUUCUGUUAGCUGUGAGCCAGGGAGCAUGCCACACCGUGAAAGCUUUAUUGGACCGCGGAGCAGACAUUAGUACUGUGGACUCUUCCUUGAAUAGCUGCCUUCAUUUGGCAGUAAUCUUCAAUAGGGCAGAAAUAGUGCAACAGUUAUUAAAAAGAGACGGAGACAAACUGAUAAAGUGUAAGGACAAGGACUUGAAGACGGUAUUUCAUUUGGCAGCUGUUCUGGAAGAUCCAAAGAUCCUGGAAAUUCUCGUUCAAGAGGCCCAGAAAAAGGAGGAAUAUUUUAGGCUACGGGAUGCAGAUGAACGAAUGCCUAUUCACAAUGCCGCUGCAAAUGGAUCCUUAAAUUGCUUGCGGGUUCUCGCCGUUUGGCCUUUUCUGGUAAAUGAGAGAGACAAUGGAGGAAGUUCGCCUCUUCAUUUAGCUGCCAGCAACAAGCAAACCGAGGCAUGUGAACUGUUAGUCCUAAAGGGAGCUGAAGUGACUUCCACUGAUACACACGGCCGUACGGCCCUUCAUUUGGCUGUCAAGGCUGGUUCUUUGAAAACAGUCAAAAUUGUACUUAAUUAGCUUUUGGUGAGCACCCUUGAGGCGAGAGAUGAAGAUGGCAACACUCCUCUUCACUUAGCCUGCAGAUAUAAUCGCCUUGAUAUUCUUAACUUCUUUUUGGACAAAGGAGCUGACGUCACAGCUUUAAAUAACAGAAAAAUGACUUGCCUUGAUACUGCUAUUGAGUGGGAAGCCAAAGAUGUUGCCAUGACACUCAUGAGACACGAAAGGUGGCAAGAGGUGCUUCAGUGCUCACCAGUUGUUAGUGUUCAUCCGAUGGGAAAACUAAUCGAAAAACUUCCAGAUGUGGCAGAAGUUAUUCUCGAUAAAUGCAUCACCUACAGUCCACACCCUCCGUCUCACGAAGACUUUUCUGUCACAUUUAACUUGGUUCACUUAGAUCCUGGGCCUGAUUGUCACAGUUACUUCGGGCCAGCUUACAUGGCAAAACAUCGACGAGAAAAAUUGCUCAAUCACAGUGUCACGCAAGCGUUGUUGAGAUGGAAGUGGCUAAUUUUGGGGAAGUUUGUCUCCUUGAUUAACGCUGUUGUAAUGGCCGCUUAUGUCAUCCUUCUCUCGUGUCUCUUUGUCAUAGAGAGGGACAAAAUCAAUUUUUUAGUCACUUCCUCCGAAAAAACAACUAGCGAAGGUGUCAAAAUCAAAUCGUCGUUUGAGAUGACAGUUCCUUAUGUUAUACUAGCAUUUUUGAUCGUGCAGCUCAUGAAGGAAGUUAUUCAAAUGAUUUGGCAGCGGAUCUCCUACUUCAGGGAUAUCACAAACUUGUCAGAGUUGGUAAUGUACAUAUUGGUGUGGAUUUUCAUACUUCCUCAAAUGACUGAGAGAAAUAUAUACAGCAGAGAGACUCAAUGGAUAUCUGGUAUACUUGGGCUUCUCCUGAGCUACAUCAAUUUUACAUUAUCUCUUCGUCGCUUUGGUGGACUUGGUUUGUAUGUCACGAUGUACGUGGAAGUUCUGCGCACAUUUCUGAGAGUGAUGUCCACUUUCAUGAUUGCCCUGACUGGAUUCACCUUGGUAUUUUAUGCCUUGUUAAAAGAACAGGGUAAUUUCUCAACUUUCUGGUACGCUUUUGCAAAGAUCCACGUCACAUUGGCUGGAGAAUUAGACUACUCAAAUAUGUUGGUUGACAACAUUGUGAACAACAACACAGUGCCUGGAACAAAUAUUCCAUAUGUUCCUCUGCCAAUAGUCACUACCUGCCUGUUCUUAGCAUUCGUAUUGUUGGGUAGUGUUGUGCUCGUCAACUUGCUGGUUGGUUUGGCGGUUGGAGAUAUCGAGUCUAUUCAGAGGACAGCAAGUUUACGAGCUUUGAUAGACCAAGUGUUAUUAGUUGACGACAUCAUGAAAUCCUAUCCAAGCUUCAUUCUUCGAAAACUUUACAGGAGCUCAUUGAAAAUAAAACCAAACGAAAAUAGUUUCAUGAAGUGGGUCACUCUAUCUGCUACUGAUAUAACAGGAAGUGAUUUUGUGGACAUGCUGCUAAACGGCGCAUCAGGUGGGAUCUCGAGUGAUAGUUGCCAACAGCUACGGUUGCGAGAGGAAAUGCAAGAAGAAAGGAUGCAAAGACUUCAGGCCACUGUGGAAGCACAAGGAAAACUUCUUAAAGCAAUGGCUGACAAGUUGAAAAUCACAGAUUAUGAAUAAAAGGCUAGUUGAUCACAGAAAAUUUAAAUAUGAUCAAAUGAAGUAAUCGCUCGGAUGAAGGAUCGACUCAACGUCAGUAAUUGAUUUUAAACGUAGGUAGUUUGUUCGACAAGUUUAUUUAGUUUCAAAGACGUUCAGACAAGCAAUUUCAACACAUUAUUGUCAUUUUAAAAGCAACCAUAUGACAAAAGAAAUUAGUCCCACACCAUCUUCUUUGGUAUUUUGAAUGUUCCAUUUUUAUUCUGCUAUCACUGUGCAUUUAUAGAGAGUGUAAAAAAGUAAAGAAUGCUGAAAUUGCUAAGGUUUCUUACUUAGUAAUCAGUGUUAUAUCGCUUUUAUUUCUCUUUGAAUGUUAUCAUAUCGAAAGUGUACUGUGAAAAUUCAGCGCGUAUUUGCUAUAUGACAUUACAUUUCAUAAAAUAUUUUGGCCACUAAUGAGAUAUAUAUUGUUCUUAAAAUGUCAACUGACAGAAAAUGCCUUGCCCAUAACUGGGAAAUUUCCGAACUAAUUUUCUCUCAAAAGCCUUAGAGCACUGCCAUGACCGUUUAGUCUUCGUCUCGUUCAAUUGAAGAUGUGAGAUCGUUUUACCGGCGUUGCAGAGCAAGAGGUCAACAAGCCAUAUCAGAAAACAUUGAAAAGCCAGUUGUAUUUUGAGUUCGGUAAGGUAUUCGCAAACCUUUUGCAAUAUGGAAUAUCGAGAGAUAGAUAAAUGAAUCAACUAAUGAUUAAAUGAGUGACUAAGUAGAAUAAACUAGUACACACCUGACACAUAAGCCUGUUUGGCGGGAUGAAGUGUUGUCCGUGGACGUAAUCUGUCACUCCGGAGCGCUUUCGCAAAGCUUUCUCUUCUCCAAAUAGAUGACGUCCGUGUAAAAAUUAUUUGAGCAUAUUUUCACGCACAGUAGAGGCUAAUUAGGAGGAAUACUUCAGAAUAAAGAGAAUAAAGG